Messenger RNA from Entamoeba invadens IP1, 2019 nucleotides. RefSeq names its product DEAD box ATP-dependent RNA helicase, putative. The transcript has a single exon. Gene Ontology annotation, molecular function: nucleic acid binding; ATP binding; RNA helicase activity. The coding region runs from base 1 to 2019 and encodes 672 amino acids. Lineage: Eukaryota; Evosea; Mastigamoebida; Endamoebidae. The record is from RefSeq and is a predicted model, not a curated record.
AUGGAGAUAGAGAAAAAGAAGAGUAAGUCCACUGGAGGCUUUCAGAGUAUGGGCCUUUCAAAGCAUGUGUUGCAGGGCAUCUUACACAAGGGAUUUAAAGUACCGACACCAAUUCAAAGAAAAGCUAUUCCAGCGAUUAUGACUGGAGUCGAUGUGAUUGCAAUGGCGCGUACAGGUUCGGGUAAGACAGCAGCGUAUUUAGUUCCAAUAAUUGAAAAAUUAGGGUUUCAUAGCGAGGAUGGUGUUCGUUCGAUAGUGAUAUGUCCGACACGUGAAUUGGCGCUACAAACCGUCAAAGUGUUCAAUGAAUUGACGUUUAAAACCAAUUUGCGAGCGUCUCUUAUCAUUGGAGGAAGUAAGUUGUACGAACAAUUUGAAAACCUUGAGAAAAACCCUGACAUUAUAGUAGCAACUCCCGGACGAUUAACUUUCAUUUUGGAAAGUGCGAAUAUCUCAUUACAACGAGUUGACAUCGUAUGCUUUGAUGAAGCUGAUAUGAUGUUUGAGCAAGGGUUCUCCGAACAAAUUUCUGAUAUUGUGAGGUUAUUACCCCUCUCGCGACAAUUUCUGUUGUUCAGUGCUACCAUCCCACAAAGUUUAGGAGUCUUCCUUAAGAAAACUUUAAAACGCCCAGAGAUCAUUCGACUUGAUACGGAAGAUAAACUUUCACCCGACUUGGAAAACAUUUUCUAUCACGUGAAAGAAGUUGAAAAGGACGGCCAUUUGCUGUGGCUUUUGCUUGAGAAAAUACCAAAAGAAGAACAAACUGUCAUCUUUUGUGCGACAAGGCACGAAGUUGAAUAUUUGGGCGCUUUGCUUAAACAGUACAAAGUUAAUUCGUCAAUUCUGUUUGGAAAGGCAGAUCAACAAGACAGAGAAAUCAACUUGAAAAAGUUCAGAAACGAUGAGAACAAAAUAAUGUUUGUAACUGAUGUUGCGGCUCGUGGUGUGGAUAUACCCAAUCUCGACAAUGUUAUUAACUAUGACUUCCCUUCAUCUGCUAAAUUGUAUAUUCACAGAUGUGGUCGUGUUGCUCGUGCAGGGCGGAUUGGUACGUGUUACAAUUUUGUCCAGACAGAGGAGAUGGGAUACCUCAAAGAUCUUGAGGUUUUCGCAAUGGAUAAAGAAGUUCCAAUUGGAAAUGUUCCUCGUGAAUAUGUUGACCCAGUCUUAUCACGCUUGGAUCAGUUACUUGAUGCCAAUUACGACUUGAAUUACUUGAAAAUUGGCGCAACAAAUUCGAUGUCGGCUUAUAGAAAGAGUAAACCCAGUGCAAGUUCUGAAGGUGUAAGAAAGUCGAAGGACAUGAACUUUGAUGGUAUUCACCCAUCAUUUAAUAUGACUGGUGAUGACAAAAAUCGAAUGGAAUGGCUUACUGGGAUCAAGAAUUACCGACCCAAAGCUUCGAUAUUCCAAAUUGAUACAACAAAGGAGACACAGAAACAAGCAGAUGUUGUGAAAAAGCUUGCCAACAACCCAAAAAUAGCAGAGGCCAUUAGGAGGGCAAAAGAGAAAAAGGAACGGAUGGCAGAACUUGAUGCCAUUAAGAAGAAUGAAGAAGAAAAGGAGAAAGCGCCAGGGUAUAUAUCCACAGGGCCAGUCAAACAUUCUAUCUUUGAUAAUUCAAGCGAUAGAAUUGUAUACUCCACUAAGAAUCCAUUAGACUUGGCUAUAGAAAUUGCUGCAGAUGAAGAACAAGACUUGAAACAACAAGCCAGAGAAAAGAUGUGGGAUAGAAAGAAGAAAAAAUUCAUCAUGGCGUCCGGUGGGCUCGAGCACCAUAGAAGAGAAAUGAAGAAGAAGGAAGCGGAGAUGGAACAAGUCAAGGAGAAGUACAAAAUCUGGCGAAAGAAUCAAGACAAAAAGAUUGACAAGGAAAAGGGCGUCAAGCAACUCAGCACGAAGACAAAAGACGAAGUUUUGAAGAAGAAAAUGAUGAAAGACAGACACGAAGAACAGAAGAAAGGGAAGGAGUUGAGACAGAAGAAGGCAGAACAAAGAAUGAGAAAGAAAAAGUGA